Messenger RNA from Drosophila nasuta, 7014 nucleotides. RefSeq names its product histone deacetylase 4 (gene HDAC4). The coding region runs from base 1033 to 4725 and encodes 1230 amino acids. The record is from RefSeq and is a predicted model, not a curated record. The transcript is spliced from 14 exons. Gene Ontology annotation, biological process: epigenetic regulation of gene expression; negative regulation of transcription by RNA polymerase II. Gene Ontology annotation, cellular component: histone deacetylase complex. Gene Ontology annotation, molecular function: histone deacetylase activity. Lineage: Eukaryota; Metazoa; Arthropoda; Insecta; Diptera; Drosophilidae.
AGAAAAAUAGUCUGAAAAGUCCGACAAAGAGGUCGGUCGGAGACGGUUGUUUCUUCUUUUGCCUCGCUCAAUAAAUAAAAUUGACACAAAAAAUUCAAUUGAGCUAGAAAAGGAGUCUCGUUCGAGCUAGAAACUGGUGUGAACAGCUGUUGUUGCACUAGUGUUGGGUAACUUUUUGUUGUUGUUUUUUUUUUGUGUGCGUUUCUAUUUCAUUUUUUUUAUGUUAUUUUACCAACGAGCUGCGCGUGUAGUAAAGUGGCAGCCGUAUCAACAACAACAGCAGCAGCAGCAACAACAACAAUUGUCGCAGUGGUAAAAAGCAAGUGUGAAAAAUACCAGCCAAAAGCUGACCAAAUUGUGGGCGAAACAAAAUAAAACAAAAAAAAAUUUAAAAUUAAAUAAAAUUACCAGCAGAUGUACAUACAUUUAUAUGUACAAUUUUAGUUGUGGUAGUACUAAUAAUAUUACUAGUACUAAAAAUGCGAAUCUGUUUGUGAAUAUUGUGAAGUGACAAAAUAAAAAAAAAAUGUAAAAAAAAAACCUUUUAAACGUACACACAGUCAGCACUCAUACAAACGAAUACAAAAAGUCGUGGAUUCGUCGUCGUCGCUGCUUUGGUGUGUUUGUGUGCGCACACAUACACAUGCAUAUAUACAAGUGAGCUCCUCUAGUUGCCACCGAGCGAACGCGAAAGAAAGAGCGAGAGAGCAGUCGUUGUCUUUAGUUUCUGUGUUGCUUUUAUUUUUGCCAGAGUAUUUAUUUUUGUGUGCGUGUGUGUGUGCGAGUGUGUGUUUUUUUUAUAAUAAUUUUCGCAUUGUGAAAAGUUUUUUUUGUUCAACACACACACACAUACAAGUUUGGAAAAGCGUGCGUUCGUGUGCGUGUGAGUCGUCGCGCGCGUUGGCAGCAGCAGAAUUAAACACAACAAAUAGAAAAAACAACAACAGCAGCAAAAAUAAAAUCAACAACAUUUAUAGGCCCGACGAGCAGUUCGCGCCACUUUGAAGAGAACUCCUCCCCCCUCCAUGCAAAAUGUCUAGUCCUGACGAUAGAAUACCAAUACAUGAUCUGCCGCCGGAAGCCGGAAAUGAUGAGCGACAUUUGCGCAUAACGCCGAGCAGUUUAUCGCUCGACUUUAAGCCUCAUCAAGUCGACAUUGAUCAACAGAUCCUGGAGCUGAAGAAGAGUCAGGAGCUGCAGAAACAGCGUCUGUUCCACACGUAUCAGGAGCAGACGAAGCAAAUGGAACUGGAGCAUAAAAUGCAACUGGAGCACAAAUAUCAUUUUGCGGUGCAUUCACAUGGCGCUUUCCAGGAAUUGCGGGAACAGAGCAUGGUUACGGCCGCCGCUGCUGUCGAGGAGCAGCAUCGCCAGCAGCAGCAGCAGCAACAACAACAACAGCAGCAGCAGCAACAACAACAGCAGCGGGAGCGAAGGGAACGAGAAGUGAUGAAGCGCAAGGAGAAUUGCAGCGCCAAUGCGAGUCCCGAAGUCAAACAGAUUCUCAGUUGCUUUCUCAUGAGCCGCAAGUCGCAGGCGGUGGCACCAAAUGGCACAACAACAACAUCGCCCUAUCGCAAUCGCGGUGUGGUGAAGAGCUCCUCGGGUGAAUCGCUGCCAGCGGGGACGGUAACAAGUGCACAUCCUUAUAAAAUACCUCAGCCGCCUCCCUCACUGCUCAAAUAUGAAUCUGAUUUUCCGCUGCGCAAGACGGCAUCGGAGCCGAACCUGCUGAAGAUACGGCUAAAGCAGAGCGUGAUCGAGCGGAAGGCUCGCAUCGGCGGCCCAGCGGGGGCGAGACGUCACGAGCGGUUGCUCCAGGCUCAUCGUAGACAUCAAAAGAACUCGGUUCUCACAAACUGCAACAGCACGCCGGACUCGGGACCCAAUUCGCCGCCCUCGUCCACAUCGCUGUCGGUGGGCGUGGUAGGGAGUCGCGGCUCACCAACCAGCGCUCCCAUCCAAGAGGAGAACGAGGAGGGCAGCCAAUACCAGCCGGGACAGCGGAGCAACAUCAACGAUCUGCCGCUGUUCAGUUCACCCUCGCUGCCGAACAUCUCGCUGGGUCGACCGCACUUAACCAAUCAGUCGCAGGCGGGCCAGACCAACUAUGCCAUUUUCGCUCAACUGCGUCAGCAUGCGGCCGCCGCCGCGGCAGCCGCUGCAGCAGCGGGCGCAUCCGCAGCCGGCGGUGCACCGCCGCCGGGCGUUGGCGGCGUUGUCGGCACACCGCCCACCUACUACAGUCCAUUGUCGAUGCCCUUCGGUCGUCAGGCGGCGGCAGCGCCACCGUUGGCCAUGAUGCCCGCCACGGGAAUUGCGCCGCAACCGUCGCCCGUGGUGCGUUCGGCAUCGGCCACAUCGACAUCCUCGUCGCAGGCCUCGCUUGUGGGCGAUGUGGCACCGCCGCAAGCCCAUGCCGCCUCCACCAUACUGUCCUCAUCCUCGUCCUACAUGCAGCAGUUGAGCGGUGUGGCUGGUGUCACUGGCGCCUCGGCGGUCAAUCUGCAUGCGGCUGUGGCUGCGGCUGCUGCCGCCGCUGGCAAUUUGCCUCCCACAAACAGCCACAGUCAUAGCCACAGCCACGCCCACGCCGCCACACUCUACGGGCAUCAGCAGCAGCACAACGCACACACGCACGGACAUCCCCAUGGUGGUCAUGUGCCCAUCACGGACGCACAGGUGGCCCAGGUGCAUCUGCACAAGCAGGGACACCGUCCGCUGGGACGCACACAGUCCGCUCCGUUGCCCCUGGGGCAUCCGAUGCUGACGGGCGCGGGGCAACUGAAUGUGGCGCAGACGCACUACGAGAACAGCGAGGCGGAACGUCAGGCGUAUGAGCAUCAGGUGCUCACCCAGAAACUGCGGCAAACGGUGCUGACGCGCAGCGGAGCCGCCGCCGCAGCCGUUGCCAGUCGUGAGCCGCAGCUGCGCGAGGAGGAGGACGACACGGCUGCCGAGGUGAUGGAUCUCACCGACAAGAAGAAACCGCCCAAAACGGUGCUCACGAGCACCAUUGCCACCAGCACCUCACAGAAUCUGCCCGACGCCUUGGCCGCUGCGGUCGCCGCUGCUGACUCGUAUCGAGUGGGCGUCGGCGGCAAGUCGAGCAAGCAACGGGAUCAGGAGUAUCUGCAGCAACAGCGCGAGCUGCUCUAUCUGCAGGAGGCCAAGGGACUGUUGCGUCCGCUGUCGCGCACCCUGAGCAGUCCGCUGGUGCCGCUGGGACCGCACGGUCUCAGCCAGAUACCGGACACCGGUCAGCAGCCGACACCGAUAGCGACGUCAUCGUCGGCCGAUCACAUACCGCCCGUGAAUCUAACGUUGCCGCACAAGCGUCAUCUGCUGGGCAGUGCCUAUGCCGCCCAGCUGCGCCAGCAGCAACAGCAGCUGGUCGUGGAGAGCGCCUCGCCGCACAAGCGCAUCACCACGGGUCUCGCCUACGAUCCGCUGAUGCUGAAGCACACCUGCAGCUGUGGCGACAAUGCCCCGCAUCCCGAGCACAGCGGCCGCCUGCAGAGCGUCUGGGCGCGUCUCAACGAAACGGAUCUGGUGAAGCGUUGCGAUCGCUUGCGAGCACGCAAGGCCACGCAGGAGGAGCUCCAGACGGUGCACACGGAGGCGCAUGCGAUGCUCUUUGGCUCGAAUCAGGGUCAGCUGAGUCGUCCCAAACUCGAGUCAGCGUUGUCCGCGAGCUUUGUGCGCUUGUCGUGCGGCGGCGUUGGCGUCGAUCUGGAUACCACCUGGAAUGAGAUGCACACAGCGACGGCAGCUCGCAUGGCCGCCGGGUGUGUCAUCGAUUUGGCCUUCAAGACGGCCAAGGGUGAUUUGCGCAACGGUUUCGCCGUCGUCCGUCCGCCUGGCCAUCAUGCCGAGGCCAAUCUAGCCAUGGGCUUCUGUUUCUUCAACUCGAUCGCCAUUGCGGCGAAACUGUUGCGUCAACGCGUGCCCGAAAUGAAGCGCAUCCUCAUCGUUGACUGGGAUGUGCAUCAUGGCAAUGGCACACAGCAAGCAUUCUACCAAAGUCCCGACAUUCUAUAUCUUUCCAUACAUCGACACGAUGACGGCAACUUCUUUCCCGGCACCGGUGGCCCCACAGAGUGCGGCGCCGGUGCUGGUGUCGGCUACAACGUGAACAUCUCAUGGUCCGGCGCACUGAAUCCACCGCUGGGCGAUGCCGAAUAUAUCGCUGCAUUCCGUACUGUUGUGAUGCCCAUUGCCAAGUUCUUCAAUCCGGACAUUGUGCUUGUCUCGUCCGGUUUCGAUGCGGCCACCGGACACCCCGCACCGCUGGGCGGUUAUCAUGUCUCGCCUGCGUGCUUUGGGCUGAUGACGCGUGAACUGCUUCAGCUGGCCAAUGGCAAGGUGGUGCUGGCCCUGGAGGGUGGCUACGAUUUAGCGGCCAUCUGUGAUUCGGCGCAGGAGUGUGUGCGCGCCCUGCUCGGCGAUCCUGUCUCGCCGAUAGCUCAAAGCGAACUCGAGCGUCCGCCGUGUCAGAAUGCCAUCAAUACGCUACAGAAAACCAUUGCCAUACAGCAAACACAUUGGCCCUGCGUUCGAUUGCUGGAGCAUACGGUCUGUUUGUCGGCGCUGGAGGCACUCAAGAUUGAGCACGAUGAAUCUGAAACGGUCAAUGCCAUGGCCGGCCUCUCCAUGCAGUCGCUACACAGAACACUUUCGCGAGAUGAUUCCGAGGAACCAAUGGAUCAGGAUGAAACCAAAUAGUGGAUAUGGAUGUCGAUGUGGAUGUAGAUGUGAAGAAUGCCGAUGACGAUGAUGAUGAUGAUGAUGAUGCCGAUGCCUGCUCAACGCACUCUAGUUAUUGUUGUAGUUUAAUUGUUGUUGUUUAUUGUUGUUGAUGUCAUUUUGUUGUCGUCGCCAACGACGUCGUCGUCGCACUCGCCGUCGCCGUCUGUGUCAUCAAUCAUGAACCGCGGACGCGCGCUCGUCAGUUCCUCGUCUGUCACGCUCUCACUCACUCUUUUAGCUAGCUGUCUGUAUUGUAAACUCACCAUACAUACACCACACACCACACCACGCGCACAACAACACACUCCAAACCCACACACCACACACCAGACACACAAAAAACAGACGCGUUAAAAAGUUCAAAUUGCCUUGAAGCAAGUUCUCAAGGUGGAAAAUUGGAAUUACUAAACGUAUCUAUCGAAUGAGUGAAAAGGAUCAUGAAACAGAGAACGGAGAAGGGGUUGUAGGAGAAUGAGGAGAUGCAGCAGAGAGAAUUCAGGAGCCAGAGAAGUUUGAGGAAGGAGUAGGAAACACCAGGCCUAAAGUUCAAAACGUGGCUGUGCCACUUAAAACAAAACAAAAAAAGAAACUAAACAAAAAACAUAAACUAAAAAAUAUAAAUGAGAAAAUGGAAACAAAAAUUGGAUAAUCCAAGAAGCAGUGUGAAAUGAAAGAAAGAAUUAGAAGAUGGAAGAAGCAAGCGAAACUUGUGAGAAUCAGCAGAGUUAUAUAAAUGUUAUAUAGACUAAAUGUAUAACACAAUAGCCUAGAAUAUUAGUUACAAUAGAGAGUAGAGUGUAUGAAUGUAUCUGAUACGCAUAUAUAUUAUAUAUACUAUAUAUAUACAUAUAUAUAUAUAUAAACUGAACUAACGAAACUUUUUUGAAAUUAUGUGUGUGUAUGUAUGUAUGUGUAAGUGUAGCGGGCAUAUGCUAUAACUAUACAGAACACACUAUAAAUACGAUACAUAUAAACUAUAUACUAUACUAUACUAUAUAUAUAUAUAUAAAGCCUGCAUUUGUUAAACGAAUAUUACAGAAAUGUUGAACGUGCAAAUACUAUUUUUUUUUUAUUAAAUUUUCAAGAUUAUUAUUACUAUUAUUUUUAUUUGAAUAAUUGCAAUUGUGUUUUUUUUUUUGGUUUUGAAUGAAUGUUGAGAGAUGGAAAAUGUGUUUUAUUAGUUGUAGCUCGAUUUAUACAAAAUACUAUAUUAUAUUAUAAAUACGAUGUAAGUGUAACAACAAUUGAAAAGAAAAAUGAAAGAAAGAAAGAAAAACAAAAAUAGCUGUAAUAUGAUAUGUAAUAUGAUAUACUAUGUAAUAAUAACAAAUGUGAAAUGAUUGUCAAACGAUUGUUGAAAAUCUUUAUUUAUUAACUAUUAUUAUUGAUUACGAUUACGAUUAUGCUUAUGAUUAUUAUGAUUGCUGUUGUUCUUCUUCUUUUUUUGUUUACUAUAUUCGUUGGGUGGUUCACAAACUCACACACAAACACAGACACACAGAGACAGCACAAUGUUUGUAUAUGUAUUUGCUAUGCGAUAGAUUGUAAACUAAGGACAAAAACAAACACGUACAAAUUACAGUUACAAUGUUCAUUGUUUCGUUUCGCCUUUUUAAACGUAACUUUUUACGACUAGAGUCUAAAUGGAUGCUAAACGAGUUUGUUAGUGCGCUUUUUGUACAACUUCUAGUUAGCAUAUUAAUGUGUUUGUAUAUCUAUGAUGUAUGUAUGUGGAAUCUGUGUGCGCAAGAGAGAGACAGACAUUGGACGUUUGUAUACCCCCCCGUUUGGAUGCUAGUAAUUGUUACAAUGAUGAUAAAAUAUGUAUAUGUAAACAACAAUCGAGAGACGUUUGUAAAAUGUACAGACAUCAAAUGUAUAUUUCAGAAACACACACUCACACACACACUCCCACAAAACAGAAACCAAAUAGUUUUUAUGAUAAAAUGAAAAAUGAAGUUUACCUGAUCUAAUCGCCUAAAUAGUACUGUUGAUAAGCAGCCGCUCCGUCAAUGGGCUGGCACCCAAGGGAAAGACGAGGGCCGAAAGAUCUUUGCAAACGCAACUCUUGUUAUCCAAAUGAAUGUGUGUGUAUGUAUGUAUGUAUGUAUGUGUAUGUGUGCAUGUUUCGUGGUGUUAUUUGCUUGUUUGUAAAAGAUGUUAAUUGAGCACAACGAGAUAAAAUAACCGAUGAAUUAUGAGAUGAAAUACAAUGUUAACAGCAGCUAAAACACUAAUAAUGAAUAUUACACAAAAAAAAAACAA